CUUCUGAAGCAACUGUGGAAAGCUGAUACCUGUCCUGCCUCUUUCAAGGGAUAAAGAUCAGGAUAACCCAGCAAAAACUUGUUCUUUAACAUACAUCAGGAGGACCUCGACUCCUAAAUAGAGUGCCUGGAUGAGACCCACCAUGGCACAGGCUUGUCAGCCUUCAUUCCUGUUAGCAGUUUUUGCACUCUAUAUAGCCUUCUUCAUAGCCAGAGUUGAAGGUGCAUCGUGUCCCGCUGCCAGGAUUAAUGCUUCCGAAGUUUGUGAAGAUAUAGAGAGAAUUGAUGUCAAAAUAUCUGCCAACCUUACUCAUCUCGUUUGUGACAACCUUCAGAAUCUCAGUCAUGUUAAUAGUACCUUUAUAAUUCAAGCCUUGGAAUUCACCCUGAGGAAAAAAUAUGACCUUCCACCCAAUAUAGUGAGAGUUCUUCUAAAUCAAGUAAAUGGGGAAGAGCUGAUCAAUGCCCUGGAGAAAUUUAAUGAAAAGAUUGUGAACUCUUCCCUAAUUUCCAAUCAAGCGAAAACUACCAUAAUGCAAGCUUUGUGGGAUGAGAAGCUAAGAAACGAAGAUCGUUUCAAUGAGACCGCCUUUGUGACUUCCUGGUUCCAGAAAAGACUUUGCCUUUUUAUCUCGGGAAUUUCACCAGAGAUACUCCAGUGUCUUCACAAUGAGACCAUGCAGUGUGAGCAAUACCAGGCAAUUGUUAAAGGAUUAGAUGCAGAAUUUAUGAAGAUGAAUCAUCACAUCCAGUAUGAAGUUUUCCACUCGUUCCAACUUCCUUAUUUAAGGGGAUUGAAUGCUAAUGGAUCAGCUUGCACAAAGGACCUCAACAGCACCUCAUGGCUAUUGGUCAAUUUUGCACGUUUCAGCCAAUAUGCCAAGUAUCAAGAGUUUCUUUCUUUGAAUUCCAAGUUCAGUGGUUUGGUUGUUCUCAAGAAACUAACAGUCAGGCAACUUGCACAGUUUUCUGCCAGUGAUGGAGCUCUGAAGACACCCAAAGAUGUUGAGAGUGUGAUGCAUCUCAUAACAACAGCUACAUUGACAGAAUACAUUAACGAAUUCAGCAGACAGGACAAUGUUAGCCUGCCAAAGGAGGUCCAAGCCAGCCUUCUGGAGCACUUGCUGGUGGCAGCCCAGCCCAUACUUCGAAAGGCAGAUGAUGUGGAGUUGACACACUGGAUGAUGCAAUAUCUCCCAAAAUUGAUAUCAGGAAUAAACAGUUCACUUGUUCCACUCUUAUUUGAGGAUCUGGAGACCAGAAAUUGUUCUGCUGUCAAUGCUGUAGUAACUCUAUUAAAUGGCUCUCUUGGUCAAUUUGGCAAUGCUACCCGACAGAAAGUUUUCGAAGCCAUCCUUAGGGUGAUCUCAGUCUCCUCUCUUCGAUGCUAUGUUUCGCACACCAAUUUUUGGGUGUUUCUAGAAAAGACAUUUCAGGGUUUUGUUGACUUCCUGACUUUGAAGGAUCUGGAAACUUUAAUUCCCUCCUCUGACCUCCCAAAGAUUGUGAAUACUGUUCCGGCAUAUGAUCUAGCUGACCUGUUUUCUAGAGAGGGAUUCAUUGAUGAUGAUCCUUUCUUGACAGCUGUGUUAAAGAUCUAUAAUAAAACUGGCUUAUUUAUUGACAGACUUUACCAGAAAAAUAUUAUUGACAUUCUUCCAAACAGCACCAAGGCAGCUCUUUGGGCUGGGCUGUGGCCCAGUGUGGUUUCUAGCAGCGAAGAGGCUGAGGUGUCCUUGUGGCUGGAUAGACGCUUGGCUGAUUUCUUCAUGUUUCUUAAUGGUGAUAUGUUGAAUGCUAGUGAGACCUUGAACACCAGCUGUGGGACAUUCCAAAAAAUAGUGAACAAACUGAAUGAAAAUAUUGUGAUGUUCAAAGAUAAGGAAGAAGAAAUUUACUUUUCCAUCAAAGCUUAUCUGAUUGCAAGCAAAAGCAGACCACGAUGCUACAAUCCCAGCAAUCCCGAGAGGUCCAAUUGGCUUGUGAUGUAUCUUGGGAACUAUAUUCGUUAUAGCAGUGCCAGAGACAUGCGCUUAUUCACAAACAAGAGUGCUGCCAUAUUUCAAGAUCUUGCUUUUAACCGAGACAACCUGGAGCUGAUCAAUAGAAAUAAAAUCCGUAAAGAUUUGGCAGAAAUGUAUGCUACAGCAUUAUUUACUGUUGAUUCGGAUUUCAAUCUUGACAGCCUUCCAGAUCAACUCGUUUGUUUUGCACAACAUUCAACCUUGAUCUCCCAUCUGAGCCCUGCAGAGGCCUUGAGCUUCAUUGCCCGGGUCAACCACCAUUGCAGUUCUUCCAACCCAUCUGCCUCUGACCGCCAGCUUGCUCAUAUGCUUGUGGCUCAAGUCAAGACAUUUGAUAAACAGACCUUGAUAGCUUUGGGGCAGCAGGCAAUGGGGCUCACCACGGGUCAGAUUUCAAAUCUAACAGCACAAGACCUAGUAGAUCACAAGGUUUUGGAAUCACUCGGCAAGGUCAAAGACUGGAACAGAGGACAAUCCCAGAUUCUGGUAAACAAGAUCCUGUUCAAUUACAAGCUAGACACAGUGGAGAAAUUUGAGCAUCUCGGUACCCUGGCAGAAGGCUUGCCGGGUAACAGUUUUGACACCAUGGUAGCCAGUUCCAUAGUUAAGCUGGCCAAGAAUGUGAGCUUUCAGAGAGCUUUCAGAAAAAGUCCCAAUCAUGUGAAGAAGGCCUUUGUCAGCAAGAUCCUCUCAAACUCCUCUCUUGAUGACAUCUUAAAUAAUGUUCCAGAUGAUUUAAUUGAAUUUGUUCCCAAUUCACUGCUGAUAUUUGGAGGCCAGAUUCCAGAUCUCCACAAAAUCAAUGAGAAACCGUGGUCGCCACAACAGGCAGCAGUCAUAUUUGGAGAUCUCUUCACCAGAAUUGAGAACUACACAAUGCUUUCUCCAUUCAUCUUGCAAGGCUUUCAGUGUGAUGUGGCAAGUAAAUUGAUGCCUGAGCAGCUCUCCUCCUUAGUCCAAGAAGUGAGAUGUAAGAAGGCCAAUUUGAGUGAAGAGCAGCUCUCCUGCAUGGCCCGACUUCUCAUCAAAAGCAACCUGACCACAAACCUCAGCAGCUACCCAGCAGGCGUUCUGCUUUUUUUCCUCAUUAGUAAAGUAGAACAUCAAAGCUGUGAAAUGUUUUACACUUUGGCUUCUCAAGGGAACCUAAGUUUAUUGGCCAAUGGAUCGUCCCAGCGGGCCAGACUUUUGGAGAAUGUGUUGCAUUGUUUUGGAGUAAAAAAUACCUCAUUCAGCAAAGAGCAGCUCCAAAAGCUGGGAGUCUUUGUGUGUGACAUGAAGCCAUCCACCAUCACAGACUCUGACCCUGCAAUCCUGGAGAAUUUGAAAGAGUGUCCAGAUCUCACAGCUGCUCAGAUUACAGCCCUCAGGAUGCUCCUGGCCAGUGGGAACACCUUAUAUGGAUUUCCUGCCUCCUGGGAUGAAUCAACCCUUGAAAACCUUGGGCCUCUUGCUUUCUACAUAAAUCACACUAUCUGGGAUUCCAUUAACAAGGAAGAAAGGAUGAUCUUCUUCAGAAAGGUGAUGGAUGGAUACAACAGCCAAAGAGCUUUUCCAAAGGCAAAAACAAUCCUCUUCUUAAAAUCGAUUGGAUCUAAACCAGCUUCCCCUCCUAGAACUAAACGGGCAACUGAAACUUGUCAGUCUGCUCCCAUCACCAGCAGCAGCCUAGAAGAUCCGCUUUUCAUAAUUCACUACGACAGUGCCCAGCAGUUGGAUGCAUGUCUGAGUGAUGAAGUUGUGAAGGCCAACCUGGCUCUUUUGCUUGAUCAGCCCCUUCCAAAUGACUACUGGGCCAUAGUUAAGAAGAAGUUAGACAAGAGCUACCCUGAUGGGAUUCCAGAAGAUCAGUUGCGACUGCUUGGCUUCCUCUCACGUCAGUACAGUACAGACGAGAUUGGCAGUUGGAACCUCACUUCCAGUGACACCCUGGCUGCUCUUCUGAAUCCAAACGAUGGUGCAUGGGAGAUGCCGCAGCUCAGGCGACUGGUUGCAAGAUAUAUGGAACUGGGAGGCUCACUUACUGGUCCUUUACUGGACAUGCUUGGAGGCAAAUACCUGUGUGUUCUGGAUGAAUAUCAGCUGCAGGAAAUCAACCCAGCUUCCAUUAGGCAUGCUGAGAAAUUAGAUAUUUCUACUUGUGCCCAAGUGAAGAAAGAUAUCCUGUACCAAAAGGCCCACACUGCGUUUGCCGACCAACAAGGAGCACGUGCCUAUUAUCCUCUUAUCCAGCCAUAUCUAGGGGGAGCUCCUGUUGAAGAGCUGAAAAAGCUGGCUAGAUCUCAUGUUGCUAUGGAUAUUGAUACAUUUAUUAAUUUAAAUCCAGAAGAAGUAAAGAAAUUUGAUGUCCAGGAUGUGAAAGAUCUGCUUGGUGUUAAUUUGCCUGACCUGAAAGAAGUUGAAAACCAUCCGUCUGUUGCCAUGUGGAUCAAGAACAAGUUUCAGUCUGAACUGGAUUCCCUUGGAAUUGGCCUGGUUGGAGGCAGGGCAUCUCUGUUCUCCACUUCUAUGGGCAGCACCGUGUCAAGUAUAUCUCUUAGUACAAAAUCUGACGAUGUGUUAACUGCCACCUCCCCUGUUAUCCCGAGCAUGGAAUCAACCUUAUCUGGUCUCGGCCACAUAAAUAUUACUACCCCUAGCAUUAGUUCUGCAACCUCGGAUUUGAACCCAUUCGUUUCUAGAGAUGCUACUGAGUCCUAUUCAACUCCUGUCUUCAAAAUCACUCUCCUAACUAAUGAAAUCUCUCCUUCCAUUAACAAUACCCAAACAACUCUUUCUGAUAGAAUGCCUAAAUAUGCUUUCCCCACAAAUAUAUCUGAUUCAGAUAAUACUAUGGCUGGGACAAGAGUUCCUACAGAUGCAAGAAAUACUCCUGUCCCCACUGAAAUUACAAUAGAUCCCAACAUUGACACAACCAACCGAACAGACUUUCCUAUAAGUGGAAUCCCAGCCUCUUUCAUUGCAAGAGGGAUCAACAUGACGACUUCUAAUGAACAUAUCAUAAAUUCUAGCAAUGCCAAAGCUAAUAGCUCAGCCGCAUCUUCCAUCCCCACAAAGUCCUCUGUUUCAGUCCCAACUGAAAUGGUAAUUCCCUUUUGGAACAUCAGUACUACUUUAAAUGAAACUGGUGGCACACCAGUCCCUACCAUCUCUACCAUUGCCACUGAUUUCAAUAGCAAUCCAGCCAGUAGAAGAAUCCUUCCUUCUGCAUCAACAGACUCUGCCACUGUUCUCCCCACCACUUCCUUAAAUGCCACAGCUGUUUCAGAUGGAACAUUCCAUAGCACUGCAAGAUAUUUCAACACAACCAUCUUCAGUAAACUUUUAACAGAUUCUAACAAUAGCACAGUCAGUGCUCCAGUUGUUACUACCACUCCCUUAGAUCCCACCACUGUUGUUACCUCCAAAACCAGAGCUAUUUCUUAUAAUGUUUCAGUAACUUCAAAUGAUACCAUCAAAGACACUCUUUUCCAUUAUAAUGCAACAAGUAGCAAUGUGAUCCCUUCUGUUGAAACAACAGGAGCUUCUGAUAGCAACACCACAAACAAUGGCACAGCAUUUCCUAGCCCUGUUACAGAUGGACAUGUAACUGCUGGUCUCAAUGUAACUAUUUUUCACUCACCCACUGUUGUCACAAACUUCACUGUUGGUGCGGAUACAACCACAGCCAGAACUUACUUCACCUCUGUCAUGUCCAGUAUAACAAGAACAUCUGAACAGCUUUCAACACCACCUAAGCACACUCUGGCUACAAACCCAGCAUUGUUCAGCAAAAAAACCAUAACAAUUACAGACAAACAGCCAACUGCAUCAAGCAAAAUGACUUUCCAUUCUCAAGAAACCUCUACCAAGACAGCUAUUCCUCCACUAUCCUCCCCAAAUAGAACGACCUCACAGGCGGCUGCAACCAUCCAGAGAAGCAGCAGAGCAGCUCCACCAACAAAACCACCAUCUCACCCAACUCCAAACGGCUACAUUCAUGUGAAACCACUAAGUGGUGUGUAUUUGGGUUUAAUUAUUUCUAAACUUGCCUUGGUUUUAGAGGAGGGUGAAACUUUUCAGAAAAGAAAAUUGAGUAAUUCUGGCAUGAGAUCUGAGAUGAAAUUAAAUAGAUUUUCCUCAGGACCCAGAGGUGCUGUAAUUAGUUUCUAUGCUAUAGAAAUAGCUCUGAAAAACGAGGCUUCCAUUAUUAUUCUGGGAAUAUUAGCUGGGCGAAGAAGUAUUUCAUUAAAAGUUAACUAUACGUCAUCUCUGAGAUUGGCAGAGGAGUCAAAUGGCCAAAGAGGUGUUUCAGUGUUGGCAGGUGCCUCUGACAUACAAGUAAGUAGAAAAGCUUGUUCAUUGUUCACAUUGCCUUCUUGUGGCUGAGCUUGUGUGAGGCCUUGAGGAUGGAUAGCGUUGAAGAUAUAUCCCUUCUGGGAUGGUGCCCUGUACAUAGUCAGCCAGGCGGAAUGCAAAUGCAAUUUUUCACUCAGUUCUCUGUCCCUCGCAUAGUUUGGGGCUCUAACUCUGAAUCAGCAUCGACAGCUGUGGGAACUAACUACGGCAGACCAGGAGUGGUUGACCAACCUCAUAAAGCUAAGCUAAAUCAGAUCAGAUCUAAUUUGGCUUUUAAUGAAAAAUCAAUAGGGAAUAUUAGAGAUGUAGGGUAGAAUGAGUUUUUUUUUAAAUCCCCAAAGAUUAUAAUACUUCCUUAUUGUAGCAUAGAUAACACAUCUUUAGUGGUCAGAU
Thamnophis sirtalis is the source of this 6754-nucleotide messenger RNA. The record is from RefSeq and is a predicted model, not a curated record. Lineage: Eukaryota; Metazoa; Chordata; Lepidosauria; Squamata; Natricidae.